AAGGGAAAAGAACGUCAGUGAUUCAACAUGGCGCGGGAAACCCGGGAAGAGAGUGAGAUGGAUGUCUGCGGAGAAGUUGAUUCAGAGGCGGACAGUCCCUGUCCGUCGAGUUUAAAACUGUAUGAGGCACAAUUUUUUGGCUUCACCCCGCAGACCUACAUGUUACGGGUCUACAGCGCCUUUCAGGACUGCCUGAAUGACAUUUUACCCGUGGUGGAGAAGGUGUGUGUGCGGCAGCUCAGUAAAGGCGAGACGGACGGGGCCGAGGAGCUGCUCCGGGCUCGGGCCCGGGAGUGUAGCCGGAAGCUGCAGCAGUUCCUCGAAGAGCGGUUCAAGCAGCUGUCGGAGCGGAUGGAGACGCUGCUGGUCAACGACUGCUUUACCGUGCCGCCAAAUGUCCUGCUGCCAGAGGACCAGUCUCACAACAUCUACCCCCAAGACCUUCAGGAGGUGCUGAAGCUGGAGUCAUCCCUGACCGACCUCCACAGAGCCUACGAAGCAGAAGUUUGCGCCAGACAAGCCCUGCAAGCUGAGCUGGAGGAGCAGAGGGAGGUGCAGAAGCAGCUGGACGGGAUCCUUACGUGGGUCAGAGAGCUGCAGGCAGCCUGGGUGAAGGACGGUAACGGCAAUUUCCAUGAAAGUUUCCGACUGGUGAUGGAGUCGGUAAGGAAACUUCAGGAGGCUGUUAGAGAGGUCUACAACAAAGUACCUCAAUGAACUGAACUCAGAUUUGUUUCAAUUUUGCAGCAGCAUUGUGAUGUAAAUAAUAAAGCAGAUGGAUGUAUUUCUGUGUUAGUUAAACUGAUUUAUUCUUCAUGCACCUCCUCUUACCCUCUUCUUUACUGGCCCAUACUAUGUAGACACAAUAAUAGAAACUCUCUACAUUUACAGUAAUGCAGCCUCAAAAACCCAGCUCCAUUUUCAUAACAGAUACUUUAUUCUUAACUUCAUUUUUUGUCACGAUAUUGUAUUCACCCUCUCCAGCCAUUUGAAGAUACAGUAAUUCACAGCAGAGGGCGCUCUCUACAUGUUAAUACUCCAUCCACAUUUGAAAUCCGAGCUUGGUAUGUUCACUUCAUGAUCAAUAUCUGAAUAUCUGGUGUCCAUAGCUGCUAAAUAUUGUGGAAUUAUUUUUUAAUUAUUAUAUUAAAAUGAAACCAUUCAUUUUCAUGCACUGUUAGUUUGUGGUUUUAUAUUAAAUUAGGAAUAUCACUAUAGCAUUAUCUGUUUAUACAGCACAAUUAGCCUAGAAAUGGACAAUUAACUAAACUGGAAAUUAGAGCUGCAAUGAUGAGUCAAACUGAUUAGUUAAGUGCAACUGUUGUGAUAAUCAAAUGGUCAUUUCUGUCAGGUUUUCAGCAAAAAUGACAGCUCCUUUAAUGUAAUGAGUAUUCAGUGCUUUUCCUUGUCAUACCUGAUAGUAAACUGAAUAUCUUUGGGUUUCACACUGUCGGUCGGACAAAACAAGAUAUUUGAAGACCUCAGCUCAGGAUGUGGGUGACUAUCACUGACAUUCUAUAGACAAAACUAUUAUAUAAUUGUUAAUUGGGAAAGUAAAUGACAGAUCAAUAAUUGGUUGCUAUUCCACUGGACAACCUUGGUACAAUUGAAAUGCAUCAACACAUAACACAUAUUCAAAAUUCAUUAUUUUUAUUUACUGUUUUAAAGGAGUAUUGCUAUCGUUAUGUUCUUUCUCAUUACAUAUUAAGUAUGCCAUGAAAAACUGACCAUGUGCAACACUGGAUAUUAGAAUGGCCAAGCUCAGAAAACUAAAGACCGAUCUUUUUAAUCUAGCUUUUAAUUUGAGUUGAGGAGUAAUGCUCUAGCCCUUCUAGAGUCUUUGAGUUUUAACCAUUGGUUUUCAUAUUUAUUCGUAUCCCAUUCAUUUAUUUUAUUCACUUUUGUAAUUAUUUCUUUUUAAAAACAUUUUAUUGUUUCUAUGUGCAGCACUUUGGGCUGUGUGUUUGAAUGCCAGGUGCUCUAUAAAUAAAGUUGAGUUGAGUUGA
This is a messenger RNA of Lates calcarifer (barramundi perch), 2006 nucleotides long. RefSeq names its product MIS12 kinetochore complex component (gene mis12). The record is from RefSeq and is a predicted model, not a curated record. Gene Ontology annotation, cellular component: chromosome, centromeric region; nucleus. Bases 28 to 717 code for a protein of 229 amino acids. The transcript has 2 exons. Gene Ontology annotation, biological process: protein localization to kinetochore; kinetochore assembly; mitotic cell cycle. Lineage: Eukaryota; Metazoa; Chordata; Actinopteri; Centropomidae.